Cucurbita maxima (winter squash) is the source of this 926-nucleotide messenger RNA. Its product is annotated as KAT8 regulatory NSL complex subunit 3-like. The record is from RefSeq and is a predicted model, not a curated record. The transcript has 6 exons. NCBI's taxonomy places the organism in Eukaryota, Viridiplantae, Streptophyta, Magnoliopsida, Cucurbitales, Cucurbitaceae. The coding region runs from base 94 to 798 and encodes 234 amino acids.
UGCUGCUCUCUCAGUUUGGCGCCGAAGUUAGUUUUGUUCUCUGGGUUUAUUAGGGCCGUUGAUUUGGGGUUCAGUUUGUGGUUCUUCUUAGCAAUGGCUUCUUCACCUCCUUCAAAACGCCGGCGUAAAAACCUCGCCAUUGAUGACGCCUUUGAGACCUUACUUGCAACGUCUUCCUCGGGUAAUAGAUUGUCCCCUGUAGUCGUUUUCGCUCACGGUGCUGGUGCCCCUUCUUCUUCUGAAUGGAUGAUCAGAUGGAAAGAUAUGUUAGGCAAGGCACUACAUGCUGUUGAUGUUGUCACCUUUGACUAUCCGUACAUUUCUGGUGGUAGGAAGCCUCCUCCCAAGGCUGAAAAAUUGGUUCCAUACCAUGUCGAAAUUGUCAAAAGGACAAUUGCAAAGUACCCUGGGCACCCUUUGAUUUUGGCUGGUAAAUCUAUGGGUUCGAGAGUAAGUUGCAUGGUAGCUUGUGAGGAAGACAUUCAUGCUUCUGCAAUAAUUUGCUUGGGGUAUCCCUUGAAGGGCUUGAAAGGGGAUGUCCGAGACCAGACGCUACUGCAAGUUACCAUUCCUAUCAUGUUUGUACAGGGUAGCAGGGAUGCUCUGUGUCCUUUAGAGAAGCUGGAGGAUAUUCGGAAGAGGAUGAAAUCAAUUAGUGGGUUACAUGUGAUUGAUGGUGGUGACCACUCUUUCCAUAUCUCAAAGAAGUACCUUCAAGGCAAGGGUUCGAGUAAAGAUGAAGCCGAAAAUGUAGCUGCUCAGGCACUUGCUACUUUUGUCUCUGGAGGUCUUAGAUAGCUCUAGCUAAGCUUUUUUGGCUGUACAAAAUUGUGUUUUUAGACGUUACUUUGUAAUAUAAAACGGUCGUAAUGUCAAGCACAUAAUUUUGUCAUCUGACAUUAUGUAUCUCGUUUUAUUGCGUAUCA